Agrilus planipennis (emerald ash borer) is the source of this 3210-nucleotide messenger RNA. RefSeq names its product adenylate cyclase type 2 (gene Adcy2). The transcript is spliced from 17 exons. Bases 141 to 2921 code for a protein of 926 amino acids. The record is from RefSeq and is a predicted model, not a curated record. Lineage: Eukaryota; Metazoa; Arthropoda; Insecta; Coleoptera; Buprestidae. Gene Ontology annotation, molecular function: adenylate cyclase activity. Gene Ontology annotation, biological process: cAMP biosynthetic process; adenylate cyclase-activating G protein-coupled receptor signaling pathway; adenylate cyclase-inhibiting G protein-coupled receptor signaling pathway.
UCGCGUCGGUAGCUGUGACGAGGCGACGCGGAGCGUCGGAGUGUCGUCAUUUUAGGCGUUCGUUAAUGUAGUAGUUUUUACACGCGCGGAGUUUCUUCUGUGAACCGAGAACUUUCUACUGUCCUCUAAUAAUUUCAGCUAUGAUCCAAGCGGACGGAAUGGAAUUAGAAACGCUUUAUCAUCGUUAUUGUAUCCGAUUAAAGCACGCCCUCUUCCUCUCCUGUCUCUUUGUCACAAUUAUCAGCUGUGUAACGCUUCUUGUGGCGACAUGUGUACACCAUUCACAGGAUCUCGAAUCAGAAUUAUUUUCUGUCAUCACAUUGGUGGUAUUGACAUUCCUUUUAAUGGCAGUGUUCCUGAUAUCUCAGUUUUCCUUCAUCCUGGAGUCGGAAAUAUGGUCAACGACGGCAUCUCUGUUAAUUGUUGGUGGAAUUUCAACAGCAACAUUUCUGUUGGCUGGAACCUAUGCGCCCCUGCCGCUUUUUGCUCUCAUGGUUGCAAUGCAUACCAUGCUUCCAAUUUCUAGAGUGAUAUCGCUGGUACUGGCGAGUAUUGUGAGCGCUGCUCAUUUUGCAACCUCAGUUACUCAUAGAAUUAAUUCCGGAAAUUACUUCCGCUAUUACGAACUUAUUCCGGAAGCAGUACUUUUAUUAACUGCAUGCGGAACUGGCUUAUAUUAUCGCCAUAUGACCGAAGGAGCCCAUAGAACUACCUUCACGGGUACCAGAAAUUGUAUUGAGUCUAGGGUGAAAUUGGAAUGCGAAAAAGAACAGCAAGAACAGCUUCUUCUUAGCGUAAUACCAGCAUACAUAGCCGCAGAGGUGAAACGGAGCAUAAUGCUGAAGAUGGCAGAUGCCUGUCAGGAAGUUUCGAACAAGCAAAGCUUCCACGAGAUGUAUGUCCAGAGACAUAAUAAUGUGUCCAUUCUUUACGCAGACAUUGUCAACUUUACGCCUUUAUCGGAGCAACUUUCCGCAUCCGAUUUGGUGAAAACUUUGAACGAAUUGUUCGGAAGGUUCGAUCAAAUCGCGCAGGUGAUACCUUCCAAAAGUUUCGUUCGCCUACCAAUUUCAAGACCUAAUCAUGCCUAUAACUGUGUGAACAUGGGAUUGCAAAUGAUAGAUGCUAUUAGAUUUGUUCGAGAAGCUACAGGAUUUAAUGUGGACAUGAGGAUAGGAAUACACACCGGAAAUGUACUCUGCGGUGUACUAGGACUCCGUAAAUGGCAAUUUGAUGUAUGGAGUGAUGACGUUACAUUAGCCAACCAUAUGGAAUCGGGAGGAAUCGCGGGGAAAGUCCAUAUUACACGAGCUACACUGCUUCAACUGGGGGAUAAAUUCGAAGUUGAGCCGGGAAAUGGAGCUAGUCGGGAACCAUACCUAGCAGACCACAAAGUGGAGACGUUUCUUAUCGUACCUCCAAAGAAAAAUGAUGUGGAAAAUAAGGCAGAUAGAAGCCCUAGGCCUAACGGUAGAAGCUGUUCCGAAGAUAUGAAUGGGACUGGAAUUGCAACACCAGGACCUAUAACACCUCGUUCACGACCCUCAACUAAAAUGACAAAAUACGUUGAAUACUGGGGCGCUGACAAACCCUUUGCUAAUAUUGCAGAAAGCACAAUUGCGAAAAAUAUCGAACUUACGAGCGUCGCUAUGAUAGAAUCCAAUUUGCUCUCUGACGGAAGCACGUGCUUGGAAUGCAAAAAAUGGUGUAGUAACGAUGAUUUGCAUCCCCUGUUUCUUUGGUUUCGGAAAAGGCAACAGGAAGAAGAAUAUCGAGAACAGCCAGAUACCGACUUUCCUUUCUACAUUACGUGCGCCACGAUGGUCUUUAUUGGUAUGGGUGUUAUGCAAAUUUCCACUAACAUGUGUGCUAAUGCGUAUACAAUUUUACAGACGUAUUUAUACAGUUCUGCACUAGCAUUAACAGCAAUAUCCGUUUUCUUGAAGAUGGAUUUCUUAUUAAAACUGUUCCUCAUGGUUGUAUCCACAACUGUUCACAUUGGUCUUUACAGCUAUUUGAAACUAUUCAACAGUUACGAUGAUCCAGGGGAUGAAAAAUUAUCCUUAGUUCCGGUAGAAGCAAAAAGCUUCCUUAUUUUUGCAAUCAUUGUCAUCAUGUAUCACAUCCUCGAUAGACAGAUCCAAUUUACAUCGAGAACAGACUUCCUCUGGAAAUCGAAGCUAAAAAUCGAACAGGAGGAGGUUGAAACGAUGAGAGGUAUAAACAAGAUUUUAUUAGAAAACAUUUUACCAGCCCAUGUGGCUGAAAGGUUUUUAACAAUCAGAGAUACGACCCAAGACUUGUAUCACGAAAGAUACUCUUGCAUAGCUGUAAUGUUUGCUUCCAUUCCAAACUAUAAAGAAUUUUACGAUGAAAACGACGUAAACAAGCAAGGACUGGAAUGCUUACGACUGUUAAAUGAAAUCAUCUGUGAAUUCGAUAAGUUGUUGUUAAAACCAAAGUUCAGCUGCAUUGAGAAAAUAAAAACUAUCGGAAGCACCUACAUGCUGGCAGCAGGCUUAAACCCAGGAAAGGAAGAUAAAAACAGGGAAGCCAGUCGUAAAGAGGAGCACAUAAUAGUUGCUUUGAUUGACUUUUCAGUGGCUUUGAUGACAAGUUUAGACCAAAUAAACAGAGAUUCUUUUCAAAGGUUUAAACUACGAGCGGGUUUAAAUCACGGUCCAGUGAUUGCAGGGGUUGUGGGAGCUCAAAAGCCUCAAUAUGAUAUAUGGGGCAAUACAGUUAAUGUUGCUUCAAGGAUGGACUCAUGCGGAAUUAUCGGCAGGAUCCAGGUGACAGAAGACACAGCUAAAAUUUUAAUGAAUGCUGGUUAUUCGUGUGAAUGUAGGGGCCCUAUAUAUGUAAAAGGAAAGGGCACAUUGACCACAUAUUUCGUUAAAACACCAUUCGAUGAUAAAUAAAUAUUCAAAAUAUAAAUGCUAUUGUUGUAAUUACAAUGGAAACGAAAAUUCGGUAAAUAUUCUGACCACACUGUAGAUCGAAAGCAAAGUAAGGAAUAAUUACAGUAUGUCACACAAUCUCACAAAAUGUUCUAAAUAUUUUUUUACGUAACUGAGAUGAAACUAGAUUUAUAUAUUUAUGAAAUGAGUGAGUAAAUUCUUAUGGAUCAUGUGUGGUAAAUAUAUAAAACAUACGGCUGUGAAUAUAAAACAAAAAGAAUGUAAUUGAUAGAUGAAAUUAAUUUAUAUA